UAGUGGUGUGGGUUUCAGGUAGUUUUUUCCUCCGGAGGAAAAAAACCUCCUGAAAAAAACAACCGGAGAACUACCGGAGAUUUUGAAAAACUACCGGAGGAACUAUCGGUUAUAACCGGUACACCGGUAGUUUUUCACAGCUUUUAAAACGCAUAAAGUGAAUGUUGAAUUAUAUAUUUUUGGAACAGAAUAAUUAACGAUGUUAUUUAAUCGUGUAAAAUAACGCAAAAGUAGCCUAAAAUGUCUAAAAAAGUUAGCCAAAUUAAUCUUGGCUCAUUUUUUUCGAGAAUUUAGGCACUUUUACGUUCAUUUUUGGUAAAAUUUGAUGAAAAUAGUACAAUCGUCGAACGAUGUGAGAAAGAAAACGGCUAUAAUAAUAUUUGUCACGAAGAAACUGACGCUUUCGUUGUGCAAUGGCAGCUGACAAUAUCAAACAAUUUUUCCAUAGAUGGUGUGAUAAAAACACCAUCACGCCUCAAUUUGAUGUCCGAACCGUAGGACGUAAACAAGCUCCUAGAUUUCUGUGCGAAGUCAGAGUUCCAAGUUACUCUUAUGUGGGUGUGGGAAAUUCAACUACGAAGAAAGAAGCCCAAUUUAACGCCGCUCGCGAUUUCGUCCAAUUUUUGGUUAGACAAGGAAAAGUACAGGAAGAUGAAUUACCGAAAGAGGUUAAAGCCGAACCGGAAUCGUCAUCUUUGACGCCUGGAUUCAGCUUGGCGCCUUCCAGACCGGUAUUCCAGCCUGGCGAAGGGCCGGAUACAAUUGGUGAAGCUUAUAGGCCCAUCAGUAAACGCGAUGGUCCUCAACAAACGUACAUGGAUAUUAUCGCUGAUCAAAAACGAGUAGAAGAAGCCGAAAAUGUAGAUUUAAAUGCCGGCAUUCAUGGAAAUUGGACUAUUGACAAUGCGAAAUCUAGACUCCAUCAAUUCCUGCAGGUUAAUCGCAUUAACCAAGAUUAUAAGUUCUCGGUUAUGGGAUCCACAGUAAAAAGCUUUGUUUGCGAAAUGGGAUUCUUUGUGAAGCAACUGAAGCGAUCUAUACAUGCCAGAGAAACUGGCUCCAAUAAGCAAACCGCGUCGAAAAGUUGCGCUCUUUCGUUGGUACGUCAACUUUUUCAUUUGGGAGUUAUCGAAGCGUAUACUGGUCAAACUAAAAAGAAAGAUAACGCGUCUCUAAUGGUACCGUAUGAAGUUUCCGUCGACCCAACAGUAAUUGCGAACGUGCGAGAUUUAUUACAAGAAGUUGGAAUAACUCCGAAUAAAGUUGAAGAAAAUAACGAUUCUAACGAAGCGGUGUCGCUGUUGAGUAGCACAGUUCUGGACGAAUUUGUCUCAUCGAGACCUCAAGAGGCCGGCGUUGUUCCGUGGGCUCCGCCUUUGCCAAAUUGGAACGCGUGGUCGUCUUGUAAUAUCGACGAAGGCCCGUUAGCUUCGGCUACUAUCGAUGACGUUUCGAAGGAUUUGGAAAGCGAUUUGCGUAACCGAUUGAUGAACGAUCAAAGCUUACAGAAUUCUACGAAAGAACGCGACGAUUUACCAGUUUCUAAAAUGAAGACUGAAAUAAUGAACGCCGUAACCGAAAAUAGCGUUAUUAUCAUUCGAGGUGAUACCGGAUGCGGUAAAACGACACAAGUUUGUCAGUUUAUUCUGGACGAUUACAUCUUAGCGGGACAAGGAGGAUAUUGCAACAUAGUAGUUACUCAACCUCGCCGCAUAUCCGCCAUAUCAGUAGCCGAUCGUAUAGCCGCCGAACGUCGCGAAGAGUUGGGAAACAGCGUCGGUUACAGUGUUCGUUUUGAAUCGGUUUUUCCACGACCCUACGGAAGUAUCAUGUUUUGCACUGUCGGUGUUCUGCUGCGUAAAUUGGAAAACGGAUUACGAGGCGUUUCUCACGUCAUUGUCGACGAAAUACACGAACGCGAUGUUAAUUCAGAUUUUAUUAUGGUCGUAUUGCGAGAUAUGGUUCAUACGUAUCCGGAUCUGAGAGUAAUUUUGAUGUCCGCUACUAUCGACACGACCAUGUUCAGCAAGUAUUUCAACGAUUGCCCGGUUGUAGAAGUUAGUGGUCGAACGUUUCCGGUAACCACCUAUUUCUUAGAAGAUGCCGUCGAGCUUUUGAAUUUCGAUCCCUCUCCCGACUUGCGGAAACGUAAAAAAUCCAAAAAAGAAGAAGACGAUGAAAGCGAAGCAGCUGUGGAAGGCGAUGAAAAUUUAAAUAAAUGUGUAUCCGACGAGUACUCCCCUUUAACCAAACAACGAAUGGCUUUACUAAGCGAGAAAGAUAUCAGUUUCGAACUGAUAGAAGGAAUUUUAAGAUACAUAGAAGGGACGAAGAUAAAUGGCGCUGUGCUAGUUUUUCUUCCCGGAUGGAAUGUAAUAUUCGCUUUGCUCAAACAUCUCAGCCUACAUCCUGUUUUCGGAGGCCCGAACUACCUUAUUUUGCCGUUGCAUUCGCAGAUACCGAGAGAAGAUCAACGCAAAGUUUUCGAUGUUGUUCCGCCAAGUGUCACUAAGAUUAUAUUGUCGACAAAUAUCGCCGAGUCUUCGAUUACUAUUAACGACGUUGUCUUCGUAAUUGAUGUUUGUAAGGCAAAAAUGAAGCUGUUUACAGCUCAUAAUAAUAUGACCAAUUAUGCUACAGUUUGGGCAUCUCGCACUAAUUUACAUCAGCGUAAAGGACGAGCCGGCCGUGUUCGACAAGGAUAUUGCUUUCAUUUGAUAUCGAAAGCUCGUUACGCAAAAUUAGACGAACACAUGACGCCGGAGAUGUUCCGUACCCCUCUACAUGAAAUAUCUUUAUCGAUUAAAUUACUAAGAUUAGGAGCAAUUGGUCAUUUUCUCAGUAAAGCUAUCGAAUCUCCUCCAAUCGAUGCUGUGAUCGAAGCGGAAGUCAUGCUCAGAGAAAUGAAAUGUUUGGAUAACAAUGACGAGUUGACUCCAUUGGGACGUAUCUUGGCGAGAUUACCGAUAGAACCUCGUUUGGGCAAAAUGGUUUUAUUGAGUACGAUAUUCGGUGUCGGCGAUGCUUUGACCACCAUCACUGCCAAUAGUUCCACUUUUCCGGAAAUAUUCAUCUCCGAUCGAAGACUGACUUUUUCCCAAAGAGCAUUUUCUGGCAACAGAUCAUCCGAUCAUAUAGCCAUGUUGAAUGCGUUUUCUAUGUGGUCGAGAAUAGCUAGACGUGGUUCCGAAGCGGAGGAAAGCUUUUGCGAACAAAGACAGAUCUCGAUUCCUAUUUUAAAGGUUACUUCCGAAGCCAAGAGACAAUUGAAGGAUUUAUUAAUAAACGCUGGUUUUCCGGAGGAAAGUAUGAUAGAAAUGAAUUACGAUUUCAAAGGCGAAGAUAGUAAUUUGGAUGUAAUUGCCGCGUUGCUUGUGAUGGGAUUGACGCCGAAUGUUUGUUAUCAUAAAGAAAAGCGAAAGGUUCUAACGAUGGAAUUUAAAGCUGCUUUGAUUCAUAAAUCGUCUGUGAACUGCAGUAAUUAUGAACAACAUUUUCCUUCACCUUUUUUCAUAUUUGGAGAAAAAAUAAGAACGAGAGCGGUGUCGUGUAAGCAAUUAACCAUGGUAACUCCCAUCCAUUUAUUAUUAUUCGGAUGCCGUAAAAUCGAAUGGGUCGAUGGCGUUAUUCGACUAGAUAAUUGGAUCAAUUUGAAAAUGGACCCGAAUACAGCGUCGUGUAUCGUCGCACUGAGACCAGCCAUCGAAGGAUUAGUAAUCAGGGUGGCCAAGGACCCGCAGUGCAUUACCGAACUGUCCCAAACAGACUACAAAGUUGUCGAUAUCAUCAGACAAUUGUGUACUUUUCACGUCGGACGUCAUAAUUUGCCCCAAAUACAACUGCAGUGCCUGCAAAGAUAUUCUAGAGGCAACGAAGACGACGAAACAUUCCAGGCAAGCGAUACGGGAGCGCCGCCAACUAAACUUAUGAGAGGAGGUAGUUUUUCUGGCGGCGGAUAUUAUAAUAGAGGCAACUCUAACUACAGAGGAAGAGGCUCGUCAGGACCGAAUAGAGGAUCGGGAUUUCGUGGAGGACGAUUUCAAAGGUAUCAGCCGUAUAAUAGAAAUGCUUCCAAUAAUGCCGGAAAUGGUUCGUGGACUCCUUCAGCCAGUGGAAGUUAUUAAAUCGUAGUUUUAAUAUCGAGUCUAGCCUAGAUAUAUGUGUUGUUUUAUCUUGUAAAUACGCGCGUGUGCAAUAAAUGUGAACGGCUUU
Messenger RNA from Planococcus citri (citrus mealybug), 4212 nucleotides. RefSeq names its product maleless (gene mle). Gene Ontology annotation, cellular component: ribonucleoprotein complex; nucleolus; intracellular anatomical structure. Lineage: Eukaryota; Metazoa; Arthropoda; Insecta; Hemiptera; Pseudococcidae. Gene Ontology annotation, biological process: positive regulation of transcription by RNA polymerase II; regulation of mRNA processing. The record is from RefSeq and is a predicted model, not a curated record. The transcript has 23 exons. The coding region runs from base 414 to 4124 and encodes 1236 amino acids. Gene Ontology annotation, molecular function: double-stranded RNA binding; 3'-5' DNA helicase activity; RNA helicase activity.